Phacochoerus africanus (Common warthog) is the source of this 4061-nucleotide messenger RNA. RefSeq names its product DiGeorge syndrome critical region gene 2 (gene DGCR2). Gene Ontology annotation, cellular component: membrane. Lineage: Eukaryota; Metazoa; Chordata; Mammalia; Artiodactyla; Suidae. The transcript is spliced from 10 exons. Gene Ontology annotation, molecular function: protein binding. The record is from RefSeq and is a predicted model, not a curated record. Bases 184 to 1836 code for a protein of 550 amino acids.
GGACCGAGCAGGACAGCCGCCAUCUUGCGCGGAGCUGGAGUCGGAGCCCGAGGCUGUGGCCGAGAGCGCGCGUCCCUCCGCCCCUCCCGGAGCUUUUUCCCGCCGCGUCCUCGUCCGGCCCGGCCCGGCCCGGCCUCCCCGUGGGGUCGCGCGGCCGUCCCGGGGACGAUGAACGGAGGAUAAAUGGUGCCCAAGGCAGACAGCGGCGCCUUCCUGCUGCUCUUCCUUCUGGUGCUCACGGUCACCGAACCGCUGCGGCCAGAGCUGCGGUGCAAUCCCGGGCAGUUUGCCUGUCGCAGUGGUGCCAUCCAGUGCAUCCCCCUCCCCUGGCAGUGUGACGGCUGGGUGACCUGUGAGGAUGAGAGCGACGAAGCUGACUGCCCAGAAGUGAUCGGGGAGUCUCGUCCUUACCAUGGGAAGGAGGCUGUGGAUCCAAGGCAGGGGCGGGCUCGAGGCGGCGACCCCACACACUUCCACACCAUGAACGUGGCGCAGCCUGUCCGCUUCAGCAGUUUCCUAGGGAAGUGCCCGACAGGGUGGCACCACUAUGAGGGCACAGCCAGCUGCUACCGAGUGUACCUGAGCGGGGAGAACUACUGGGACGCCGCACAGACCUGCCAGCGUGUGAAUGGGUCCCUUGCCAUCUUCUCCACCGACCAGGAGCUGCGCUUUGUACUGGCCCAGGAGUGGGAUCAGCCGGAGCGGAGCUUUGCCUGGCAGGACCAGCACAAGUUGUGGGUUGGCUACCAGUAUGUCUUCACUGGCCGGAACAGCUCCUUGGAAGGUCAUUGGGAGGUGGCAUUCAAAGGGUCCCCAGAGGUACUGCUACCCCCGGACCCUGGCCUGGCUGCAGCUGCGUCCGACAACAACGUCGUGCUCUGUGCGCAGCUCCAGCGCUUCCACUUCCCCACACUCCGCCACCGCGACCUGCACAGCUGGCGUGCUGAGAGCUGCCAGGACAAGUCUUCGUUCCUGUGUAAACGAAGUCAGACGUGUGUUGACAUCAAGGACAACGUGGUGGAUGAAGGGUUCUACUUUACCCCCAAAGGAGAUGACCCUUGCCUGAGCUGCACCUGCCACCGAGGGGAACCCGAGAUGUGUGUGGCUGCGCUGUGCGAGCGUCCCCAGGGCUGCCAGCAGUACCGCAAGGACCCCAAGGAGUGCUGCAAAUUCAUGUGCCUGGACCCAGACGGCAGCAGCCUGCUGGACUCCAUGGCCAGCGGGAUGCGUCUGGUCGUGAGCUGUGUGUCUUCCUUUCUCAUCCUGUCGCUACUACUCUUCAUGGUCCAUCGGCUGCGCCAGAGGCGCCGCGAGCGCAUUGAAUCCCUGAUUGGAGCCAACUUGCACCACUUCAACCUCGGCCGCAGGAUCCCUGGCUUCGAUUAUGGCCCAGAUGGGUUCGGCACGGGCCUCACGCCACUGCACCUUUCUGACGAUGGAGAAGGUGGGACUUUCCACUUCCACGACCCUCCUCCUCCCUAUACUGCAUACAAGUACCCGGAUAUCGACCAGCCUGAUGACCCGCCACCACCCUACGAGGCCUCCAUCAACCCGGACAGCGUGUUCUAUGACCCUGCAGAUGAUGACACCUUCGAGCUGGCAGAGGCCACCCCACCAACCACAGGGGAUGGAGGUGAGGAGGGUGCAGUGCCCCGGUGCCUGGAGCAGCCUCUGCCUCCCCCCGGGGCCUCUCUGGCAGACCUGGAGGACUCAGCCGACAGCAGCAGCACCCUCCUUGUGCCCCCUGACCCCACCCAGAGUGGGAGCAGCCCAACCACAGAGGCACUGCCAUUGGGUGGCCGCCACAGCCGAAGUUCCCUCAAUACGGUGGUGUAGAUGGCCCAUGGCCCCGGCAAGCGGGGAGCACUUGUUUGCUGUUGAGAAAAACACUGAUCCCCAUGGGGGACUUGUGGGGCUCCUGAGCGAGCCUGGACCCAACUGCCCAGCUGCACCCCUGCUGGCGUGCCCCUGUUGAGACCCUGUGCUGGCCCAGGGAGCCAGUACCUGCCCCAAGGCUCCAUGAGGGCUUCAAAAACACACGUAGCUUUGGGUCACUGUCUUUUUCUUUUUAAGUAGCAGGAAAAUGACGAAGUUCACGAGACUACACGUGUCAGGAGCAGGGAACAAAGGCAGUGCUGUGGGUUUGGGUGGGACUGGGCCACCCCACCUCUGGUGGGCAUGCUCACCACCAAACACCCUCUGUGUGCGCCUUGCCAGCCUCUUUUCAGAAGGGUGCCCUGGCAGGUGUCUGAGGACUCUCAGUGUGGGCUGGGCAGCAGGCCUGCUUUGGGCCAGACAGCCUUGGAGGUUGCUACAGUGGCUGCUUGGGGGACAGCCCCCAGGUCCAGCUGCGAGGGGAGCGUGGAAGGUGGUUGGACCCUACACUGUCUUUCCAGCUGGGCUCUGUGAAGCCCAUUCUGUGCCAGGAGGCCCUGGCCCCAUCCAAGGAUUUCUCCCCAGCAUUGCUGUGCAUGGUUCCCCCAGGAGGCAGCUCUGGAACUGGGCUGAGGCCUUUAGCCGUGCAUGAGUGUCCUGACCUGGAUCCUCCACUGGGCCUGGCUCCUCUCUGCCACCCUCUGGAGCCCCUGCUCCUGCUGAACUUGCCCCCGGGCCUGACCUGCCCCCAUCCUACCUAUUUGUGCCAUAAGGGUUGUUUCUUUGGGGGGAGGGAUGGCUGAAAUUAAGGUUUCAGUCUACCCAUCUCCUGAGAAUUCACUUCCUGCCCACUGCCGCCACCACUGGAGCGGGGUGCUGGGUGCCCUUCCAAGGUUGGGGGGGGGCCUUUGACCAAGGGACCCUCUUUACCUGCUUCUGGGCAGUGGUCUUGUCUCUUUACAUGGGGCUUUAGCAUUUCUGAGGUUUGGAGAUGAAGCGGGUUCUGUGCGAUUUUUAGCACAUCCAUAUCUUUUCUACGUCGAAUGUCUGGAUCUUUUUGUGCGUGUCUGUGCGUGUGCAUAUGUGUCCAAGUGUUUGCAGGUGGUGGCAGUACAUGGCGACUUAGCCACGGGGCCCCCUUUCCAGGGCCAGCCACAGCAUGUUGGGUAGCAGCAAGGGGGGUGAUGAAGUGGGUGCUCGGUGGUGACAGGUCUUACUGGCACAGGCCAUUUCCGGGCAUGUUCUCACAAUCUGGUUGAAAACCGUUGUGUUCUUCUCUGGACAGAAUGAGAUCCUCAGGUUGCCCGCACACCUGGGCUUGGCCCACAGGAGCGAGUGCUGGAGGUGGGCCCUGCACAAACCCCCUGCAGAGGGCUGGGACUUGAGAAUUGCCUCCUGGUCUUGUGUGCCCACACUGGCUACCGAGGAUGAAGCAGAAAGCGUGUCCUGCCUUUGCCAUGUUGUGGGCACAGCACAGCCAGGUCCCAGGCAGUGGUCACAGCCUUGGUGUUGAGAGGGUCCUGAGCACACCUGCUUUGGGUUAGGCACCCCCAUGGAGCUGCAUAGGAGCCUGGUCCCGACAGCUUAGGGUCCCUCCUAGCCCCCAUAUCUCUGACCCAAGCCUCAGAUCCAUGUGUACAGGGCAGGGUGGCUGGUGUGACAUGUGUGGGACUGGGGAGUUCUUUUGGGGACCGAAGGACUGGCAGAUGUGUGUGGGAGGCACUGAGCAGGAGUCAGACUGGGGUUCUGUCCAGGGUAGCUCAGCCCUGUGUCCUUGGGCCAGGCUGAAGGCCCCCAUGCCACGCUUCUCUAGGCCCUGCCUCCUGACCACUUUGUCUCCAGGAACUGGUGUCCGAGGGGCUGAGCUCCACUGGAGGGUAGGGUAGGGAAGCAGGGGAGAGCUGGGGUCAAUCAUGAGGCCUGCGUGCUCAGGUGAAUCCCAAGACCAGCCUUGCUUGAGUCUUGUGCUCCUGUGAGAGGCAGACACACUGGGCCCUAGAGGGACAGGCCAUACCUGACCUGCCUGGUGGAGGUGGUGUCACUACUCUACAUUGUCUUAAUGCCUGUUUGUUUUCCUUUCACUAAGGGUUUUUAGUUUGGGUUUAUUUUUGGUUGGGUUGGCACUAAUUCUUAAGAUGCUGUGAGAACCAUUACAUCCAAAUGCCAAAUAAAUUUGUGUUCUGGAA